CAGACGCACAAACCAAACACGCCUUCUCCUCCUUUGUCUCCGGUGCGUAAGAAGCGUGCGUCAGUCAGGACUCGAGCGUUUGCUUCCCUCAAAGCUCACUUUUCGAGUUUUAUCUGUCGACCAGAGCAGCCGAAACAAUAACUUCUCUUUCUAACACAAAACACCAGGAAUAGUCUUGAGUGCUUGGUACGAUGGAUUCGCGGAUUUUACUCCCUGCUCUCCUGCUCGUCUUCGGGUUGGCUACAGUUUUGGCUCAGACUGCCGCACCUGGAAUAGCGUGUGAGACAAAGAACGGGACGAGCUGUGAUGAGUGUUUGAAGAAUGUGACGUGCUUGUGGUGUAUCAAAACAAAGUCAUGUGUCACUUAUCCAGUGAGGACGAUCCUUCCUCCGCAUGCUCUCUGUCCACUGAGUGAAGCUCGCUGGGGGCUCUGCUGGAUGAAUUUCCAGGCUUUGAUAAUCACCUUGGCAGUGAUCGGUGGAAUCAUCAUCAUCGCCUUCCUCAUCUGCCUGUUCUGCUGCUGCAAGUGUGAGAACGCCGGAUCCAAAAGGUUCGAGGACAAGAUGCAGAGGCAGGCCAAUAAGACGAAAACCAAGCAGGAAGAGAGGAAAUCAGAGAUGAAACAGAGACACGAGGAAAUCAGGAAGAAAUAUGGUCUAAGUGGGCAGAAUCAAUACUCCAAAUUUGCAUGAGAGGGAUCUGUGAACUGAGAUUUUUAUGGUAACUCUUUCGCUCUCCUGACAACCUGUUUCGAGUUCAGUGUACCCGACUUCUGAGGAUUACUGCAAUAUUAGAACAAGUGAAAGUAGUUUUGUACAGUGUUUGGCUUUAUCCAGCUAAUGAAAAUGAAUGUUAUGUUCAAUGUGAUGAUCCAAGAAGAUGUAAAUAAAGGCUAGAAUCGACGCAUGUAGCAGCAGUGUUAUGUCAGAACUCAAUCGAUCCUGUGGCUCCUAAAGCAUCAAAUAUUUAUUUUAACAAGUCUAAUGUUUUCUUGUGUAGGAGAGAGACUCCACUUUGGUGACAGACAUAUUUCCCCUUGUUCUUAAAUCUCCAGAUUUCUAGAUUCAUUUUUCCUCCUGACAUGUUACUGAUUAUGAGAUGAAGCUGGAAAACUAUAUUUUGUAUUAACUUCUCUUCAAACUGACACAAUCCUUUUCUGAAACCCUUUUUUUUUCAGAGACAAUCUGUAUAGUGUAAGUGCUAUUUAUUCCACUUAAAGGAAUGCUUUUAUGGGCUACUUGGGAGUAAAUAAUUUCCUCACAGCUUCAGUCUAAAGUCAUGAUUUAAUAUUUACAGAAGUUAGUCUGCCUAUUCUACAUUUGCCUGUUUUUCAUGUGAGGAUACGUCCGCCUAAUACGAGAUGUUUGACUUCUAAAUACCUAUUCAGUGGAGUUGGUAUUUUGUUUAUAUUCUGCAUUAAAGUUUCAUGACAAAUAAAAUUAAUUGAUUUCAAAUGUAA
Labrus bergylta (ballan wrasse) is the source of this 1459-nucleotide messenger RNA. RefSeq names its product PTTG1 interacting protein a (gene pttg1ipa). The record is from RefSeq and is a predicted model, not a curated record. Lineage: Eukaryota; Metazoa; Chordata; Actinopteri; Labriformes; Labridae. Gene Ontology annotation, biological process: protein import into nucleus. Gene Ontology annotation, cellular component: nucleus; cytoplasm.